AUAAUAUUAUUAUUAUCAUUAUUUAUUUAUUCCGUGACCGAAGUUCGUGCGGACUGUCGAACCGUCACUGAAUCGACGUUCGUGUCAUGGAACAAUUCACCAAACGCCGCCAAUCKUUAUCGGAUAUCGGAAUACGACUUUUUUCUGAAGCUUUCGAGUUGUCGCUAAGUCGCGCAGUGCUUGCGAAAAAAAUCAGCACCCGCUGACCCCACUAUGUUCACGAUUUAUGGCCGCCUUAUUUUGGCUUCCGAACGCACUUCUUUGAACACCGUUUCAUAUCUUUCUCACUGAUUGUCAACCGUCAACGGGCGCCGACCUACAAAGAGGAUGUCGAAAAAUCACGACGAAAUACUUCUGAGCGAAGAAUACGGACCGGAAGAGUGCAAUGUCAUAUACAAAAGACACGACCAACGACAAUUGAUAUUGGAAUCUGAAAGACGGAAACAGUCUACUGGCUUCAUUCGUAAUUCGGUUAAUAUACUAAAAGAAGUAUUUUUGCCCAGAGGAUUUCCAAAUAGUGUGAGCAAAGACUAUACGGAAUAUCAAAUGUGGGAUACCAUACAGGCGUUUUGUAGUACAAUUUCAAACAUAUUAGCCACAAAUGCUAUUCUGAAAGGUGUCGGUGUAGGCGAUGCUCAAGCUACAGCUCUUGCUGCAUCCAUUACUUAUAUACUCAAAGAUGGAGCUGGCAUGGUCGGGCGCAUUAGUUUUGCGUGGUGGAAAGGAUCUGAAUUAGAUACACAAUGUAAAAAAUGGAGACUUCGAGCCGAUGCACUUAACGAUUUUGCAAUUUUCAUUGAAUUACUUUUAAGUAUACCAUGGAUUAGACAAUUUUCAUUAAUAAUCCUAUCAUUUUCAAGCUGUGCUAAGUCCAUUGUAGGUGUUGCUGGAGGAGCCACACGUGCAGCAUUAACUCAGCACCAGGCUAUUCGUGAAAAUAUGGGAGAUGUUUCAGCAAAAGACGGUAGUCAAGAAACUUGUAUUAAUCUAAUUGCAUUUCUCAUCGGAUUAAUUAUGUUACCUAUUGUUGAAAACCGUAUUUUAUUGAUAUGGAUAAUAUACUUAGUAGUAACUUCUUUGCAUUUGUUUGCCAAUUACAAAGCAGUCAAAAGUUUAAACAUCAAUGUUUUCAACAGUGCCCGUUAUGAUUUGACUCUUAAAUAUUAUUUGUCUAAUGAUUCGCAAAACCAUGAUGUACAAAAACCUGAUUAUAUCAAUAAACGAGAAGCUUGUUUUUUAGAAGAUGAAAAGCUGUCUUCUUUUAAAAUACAAUUGGGAACAUCUGUCCAUGAUUUGUUGUAUACAAACACAUUAACGACGUGGGAUAUAAUAGAUCACAUUGAAUUGUAUAAAGAUUAUCUUUAUAUAUUAAUUGUGGAUACGCAUAAAGACAUCAUACGCGUAGUCUUAGAUAAAAAUAUUAAUACUGAAAAUAUUUUAAAAGCAUAUUUUCAUGCUAACAUAUUAGGUCAUUUAAUUUGUCCCAAGAAUAAAUUUUCAAUGAUAAAACUCAAUUCUCUUCGUUCUAUGAAAUAUACAUUGAACAACACUCAAUUUUGUUGCACACAUUCAGAGUAUGUUAAACUGUCAUGCGAAUUUGUUAAUAAAAACUUUGAUAAGUUUCUCCUACAUGCUAAAAUGUCAGAUUGGAGCUGUACAAGUCAUCACCUAGUAGUUGAUGAAUGGAGGGCUUCUUGGUGAUAGGAUUUAAUGGAUUAAUUAUAGACAUUCGGAUAAAAAUAUUAAUCAGUGUUAAUAUUGUAAAUGAAAAUAUUUUUUCACAAAAACAUAAAAAUUC
Diuraphis noxia (Russian wheat aphid) is the source of this 1798-nucleotide messenger RNA. RefSeq names its product RUS family member 1. Lineage: Eukaryota; Metazoa; Arthropoda; Insecta; Hemiptera; Aphididae. The record is from RefSeq and is a predicted model, not a curated record.